Messenger RNA from Amphibalanus amphitrite, 3195 nucleotides. Its product is annotated as zinc finger protein rotund-like. The record is from RefSeq and is a predicted model, not a curated record. Gene Ontology annotation, cellular component: nucleus. Lineage: Eukaryota; Metazoa; Arthropoda; Thecostraca; Balanomorpha; Balanidae. The transcript is spliced from 6 exons. Bases 233 to 1951 code for a protein of 572 amino acids.
GCGGCAGUGAGGCCAGUGAGGGCCGUCGCGGACGGCCGCGGGACGGAGCUGGCCGGCGCCGGGCCGGGCCGGGGUGGGGUUAGGUCAUGACCGUGGGUCAGGUCGCUGUGGUGGGGUGGGUCGCGGAGUGGACUGGUGGUCGGCGGGGCAGCAGCUGGGGUGUCGAUCUGUCCUCUGAUAGGGCUGAUGGCCGGCUGGACGGGCUCGUCACAUCCAACAAUGACAGAUUUUCAUGCACAAGUCUGCGAUGCAGCUGCACGCGCGCGAGGUGCACCGCAGCGAGGUGAAGCCGCACCAGUGCCAGCAGUGUCUCAAGUCGUUCUCCUCCAACCACCAGCUGGUGCAGCACAUCCGCGUCCACACCGGAGAGAAGCCCUACAAGUGCUCCUAUUGCGACCGGCGCUUCAAGCAGCUCAGCCACGUGCAGCAGCACACCCGGCUGCACACAGGUGAGCGGCCGUACAAGUGCCACUAUCCGGAGUGCGGUCGGGCCUUCAUCCAGCUGUCGAACCUGCAACAGCACCUGCGGAACCACGACUCCCAAAUCGAGCGCAUGAAGAACCGGCCGUUCCACUGCCAGAUCUGUGGCAAAGGCUUCGCCACCGAGAGCAGCCUGCGCACGCACACCACAAAGCAUGCUGCGCUGAUCGGUGGCCCAAACGCCGUCAACUGUCCAAUCUGCCACAAAAUGUAUCUGGGCGGUGCGGCGCUGAUGGAGCACAUGAAGCACGUGCACAAGGACCCCAACGCCUCGGGCGUGGCCGCUAAGCGUCGGACGCCGAACCACCCGUGUCCAGUGUGCGGCAAGCAGUACGUCAACGAGGGCUCCCUGCGGAAGCACAUGGCCACCCACCCGGAGGCUGCCGGGCUGGCGGCGCCCCUGAGGAUGUGGCCCUGCUCCGUCUGCCAGGCCGUCUUCACCCACGAGUCCGCGUUCCUGACGCACAUGGACCACAUGCGGAUGGAGCCCAAGCACCAGUUCGCCGCUCAGUACGUCCUCUCUCGGGCCGCUGCCGAGCGGCGAGAACGCGAAACUCUGUUUGCCGCCGCCGCCGCCGCUGCGGCCACCUCCUCCAUGGGCAUGAGCGGGCACCACAUGUUCCCGGCCAUGUCCAUGGCCAGCAUGAACCCGAUGAGCUCGUCUCUGAUGGCGGCCGUCUCGGCAGCCUCACCCUCUGCCCACUCGGACUCGUCCCGUAUCUCCACGCCGGCUGAGCCCAAGCUGGAGCCGCGGCUGGCCGGUGGGAGCUCCGAGAUAGACAGGUCGGACUCGAUGGCCGUCAGCUCGCGACUGGUAAUGCUCAACCGGCUGACGGCGCAGCAUCCGGUGGCCAUGACCGGGUCACUGACACUGCAGCCGUCUGCUCUUCAGCAUCAGCAACAUCAGCAGCAGCAGGCGCAGCUGCAGCAGCACCAGCUACAGACGCAGCUCCAUCAGCAGCAGCACCAGCAGCAACAGCAGCAACAACAGCAGCACCAACAACAGCAACAGCAGCAACAACAGCACCAACAGCAGCAACAGCACCAACAGCAGCAACAGCAGCAACAACACCAACAGCAACAGCAACAGCAGCAGCAGCAGCAGCACCUCACCCAGCCCGAUCAGCCUCAACAACAGCGGCCCGGCGACAGUAUGCGCGCCAUGAUUCAGCAGACCCAGGCCGAGCUGGUGAGGUCGACGCUGAACUCCCAGGCGGAGGGCGCCCGCUCUCUGGAUGUGCUCCGCUCGCUGCACGCGCCAGCGAGUGACGCAAUGGACGGCGCCAUGCGACACCCGGAGCUGCGCAUGUUUCCGUCAGAGCUGACCAUCCGCUCGCCGCACGAGCUUUACGGCCAGCCGGCGGCGCCGACGGCGGCGGAGGAUCCGUUCCGGAUGUCGGAGUCCCUGCGGCCGCCGCAAGACCCGCGAGCAGGUCUGGGUGGCUACCUGACCUCCCCACAACAGAACUGAGACAGAGCUGGGCUCCCGUCGAAGUAGUAUUGUUCUCAAUGCUUCUUUGUCACGCAUCCAAAGUCAAGCAUCCCAGCAAUAAGAUCGAUAUUGUUGCCGCGCUGGCUUCACAUCAGGCGUCCGUGGCGACUUAGCUAGAAGAGCUCGCAGCUGAUAUUGCUGAGUCUAUGGUGAACGUCUUGGACGAGGCGUCAGUUAAACGUUCAGUAGCGUCACUCUGAUGAACCCAACCAAGGCCAACCACUCGCACUGCCGGACGAAAGGCUCCGGCGAUAAACCAAGCUCGAGUUGUCGGCCCUAGGUCGCAUGCGAUAAAAACUCACGCAAUAGCUACCGCCUUCACAUGUUCAUUACAAAAAUCACGAAACAUAGUUUGACCAGUGAUUUAUUUCGUGCAUUAUGUAUUGUGUAUGUACCGACGUGUGCAGCAAUGUUUUGUACUUUUAAUUUAUUGCCAGGUGAGGACAUUGCAUGCAUUUUUUGUCAGGCGAUAUAGCUGAAGUAGCAGGGAUAAUUUGAUUACUGUGCCGCUCAUUCACAUGUAGGUAGGCACUUAGAAGCACCAAUAUAUUGUAGGCAGACGAUGUCGUGAAGAGCGGACUGUGAUUUUGUUCUGAGACGGAUGUGGCUGCAAAGGAGCUGCAUAAGGGUGCAGUAAAGUGGAAGUAAGGUGAUAAGCUACUGGAUAUUCGUCCACAGACAUGCGAACUGCAAAGCUCGCAUAGGCUUUUCAAGGUUGUGUCUCCUCCAAUGAGAGAUCAACGGUCGCGUGAUGUGGUCAUAUAAUGAAUCGAUGACUGUUGCGGCUUUGUGAUGCGUUAUAUCAUCAGAUUGCUCAGAGGGCUUAGUGUGAACCGUUUGACGGGCAUGAGUGGACUUGGUAUCAGGUAUGGAAUAUGGAUAAACUUCAGCUGACGUGAAACGUUUACGACAUCCGGUUCUGUCAACUGAGAACAGCCCGGAACCAGGCCAGCUGGUUGGUUAUUCUCCUCUCAGACGUUGAAACUGGUCCGAACUCCAUCUAUAUCUAAUUUUACUUAAAAAUUAGGUAUCAGGAAGUCUGGCAUAUGCGGGGAAUGCUUUGUUCCAUCCGCUUUACAUUAACCAAUCAUCAACAUUUCAAACCAAUAAGUUAUGGCGAAUGAGAGGGGCAUAGUGUUGGUUAGCCAUACCCCUAUGAAUUGUAUUCCAGUUGGGUUUACGUGUGGGCAUUAACAGCCUAUCGAUCCAUUGCUAUUGGUUAC